AAGCACCGCCUCGUCCUGUCCCUCAGCAACUGCUUACGGCACGGUUAUGAAAACUGAAGACGAGCUUUUGAUGCAGAUUAACAAUUCACAACGGAGAGAUUUAAUGAUGACAACAUCAUGGAGCGAUCGACUUCAGGACUAUGCAGAUCUCCCAGCAAACAUGGAUGGCCUGGCGAUGAAGAAAUACAGGAGAGAGGCCUAUCAUAGAGUGUUUGUGAACAGAAGUCUGGCCAUGGAAAAGAUUAAAUGCUUCGGCUUUGACAUGGACUACACUUUAGCAGUAUACAAGUCACCUGAAUACGAAUCGUUGGGCUUUGAUCUGACUGUGGAGCGGCUGGUCUCCAUUGGCUACCCGCAGGAACUGCUCGGAUUUGUUUACGACCCCACUUUCCCUACAAGAGGUCUGGUGUUUGACACCAUGUAUGGCAACCUCCUGAAGGUAGAUGCUUAUGGAAACAUCCUGGUCUGUGUCCAUGGCUUUAACUUCCUGCGAGGCCCUGACACCCGAGAGCUCUAUCCCAACAAGUUUAUCCAGCGUGAUGACACAGAACGCUUCUACAUCCUCAACACACUCUUUAACCUUCCAGAAACAUACCUUUUAGCCUGCCUGGUUGACUUCUUCUCAAACUGUGACCGUUAUUCAAGCUGUGAAAAGGGCUUUAAGGAUGGAGACCUCUUCAUGUCCUUCAAGAGCAUGUUCCAAGAUGUCCGAGAUGCUGUAGACUGGGUACAUUUCAAGGGAACGUUGAAAAAGAAAACAGUGGAAAACCUGGAGAAGUAUGUUGUGAAAGAUGCCAAGUUGCCAUUGCUGCUGAGCCGCAUGAAUGAAGUCGCUAAAGUUUUCUUAGCCACCAACAGUGACUACAAAUACACAGACAAAAUUAUGACGUACUUGUUUGACUUCCCCCAUGGCCCAAAGCAUGGCACUUCACACCGUCCAUGGCAAUCAUACUUCGACCUCAUCCUAGUAGAUGCUCGAAAGCCUUUAUUUUUUGGAGAGGGAACUGUUCUAAGACAGGUGGAUACGACUACAGGCCGGCUGAAAAUAGGAACAUACACUGGACCUUUACAACAUGGCAUUGUUUACUCUGGAGGUUCUUCUGACAUUGUGUGUGACCUGCUUGGAGCAAAAGGGAAGGAUAUUGUGUACAUUGGGGAUCACAUUUUUGGAGAUAUUCUUAAGUCCAAGAAGCGUCAGGGUUGGCGGACGUUCCUGGUGAUUCCUGAAUUGGCUCAGGAGCUGCAUGUUUGGACAGACAAAAGCUCUCUGUUCGAGGAACUGCAGGGCUUGGACAUUUUCUUGGCAGAACUCUACAAGCAUUUGGACAGCAGCAGCAAUGAGAGGCCAGAUAUCAGUGCCAUCCAGAGAAGAGUGAAAAAAGUGACUCAUGAUAUGGACAUGUGCUAUGGGAUGAUGGGAAGUCUGUUCCGCAGUGGCUCUCGGCAGACUCUGUUUGCGUCUCAGGUGAUGCGUUACGCUGACCUGUAUGCUGCCUCAUUCAUCAACCUGCUCUACUACCCCUUCAGCUACCUGUUCAGAGCCGCUCACGUGCUGAUGCCCCAUGAGUCCACAGUGGAGCACACUCACGUAGACACAGAUACCGAGUCUGCUCUGGCCACACGCAACCGCCACUGUGUGGACUGCAAGGACAUCGACUGUAAAAGAAACCAGCUCACACGCUCCAUCAGCGAAAUCAAACCGCCCCACCUGUUCGCUCAGCCGCCGCAGGAAAUCACACACUGCCACGACGAAGAUGACGACGAAGAGGAGGAGGAAGAGUAGAUGUUUUGACCUAUCCUAGGGUAAAGAUCUGUAGGGUGAUGAUGAUAGAGUGAUGAGGAUAUCGUGUGAGGUGGAUGGAUGAAGUAGACUAUAAUUGCCAAACCAAGCUCAAAAAGCUUACCAGACUUCAGUUCACCCGAACUGACAGUUUCCUCCAUUAAAGAUAACUAAUGCAUAAGUUAUGCAAAAAACAAAAACAAAAUUGUUUAUCAGUCACUAUAAAAGCACAUAAUGUCAUGUGAUAAACAUCCUAUGGAAACAGUUUACUGUGAACUGAUGGUAAAACUCAUGAGUUUACAUGCAUCAUGCUACAGACAGCAUGCUGGCAAAGACUCAGAAAAUCCAAGCCUGUUAGGACAAGUGUUAAAGUUGGUUAUUGGAUCCAUACAGAUACACGUUAUAGUCAUAUUUUACUAUUGUUUUAUAGUUUUUAACAGUUUAGGCAACUUUUUAAGUAGCCAGUCCAUUCAGUCAGAUUAGCUUGGUUACUACCUCCUGCAAAGACUGUUCCUUUAAAAAAAACUCUUGUGUUUUAAAGCUUUGUAUGUUGGCAAGGUGUUUGUGUUGAAGUCCCGUGUGUUGAGAAUCUGAAUGAAGCACAGAAAACCGAAGCACGGUUCAUUGUGACGUGUGUAUGGAAGUGUAGCCAACACAAGAAUCCAGUUACUUGGCAACAGCAUGCAGCUGCUUUUUUUUAGAGGUUUGUUGUUAACCUUUUGGUUUUCAUCUAUUUUAAUGCAGACAUUUUGGUUAGCGCUAAUGCUACAGAGUAGCAAACAGAUGCCUCGUGUAUUAGGGCGCAAAAUGAGAGACAUCAUAUCAGUACCUGCUCUAAUUUUGGCAACAAUGUCACAUUGAACAAUGACAUACUGUAUUUUUAUACUCUUAUAUAAGCUAAACAGAACACUCUAGUUUUGUCUCAAACAUUACACAUGCCAUUAAUAUCUGCCUCACAUAAGAAAACUAUUCAAAUAUCAUAUAGUAAGUGACCUUGAUAUGCAAAAAAAUAUUUAUAAAAACUGUGUUUUAUGGCCUGAGCAGCUUAUUACACAUCAGUAAAUGAAAAGUCAUUGAGAGAAGAAGUACAAUGAAGUAAACAGCUGGACAUUGUGAAGAUGAUAGGUUGAGAAAGAAAGUGCUGUUGCUUUGGUAAAUGUUUUUAUAGAAAUUAAAGCAGUCCUGGAUAAUGUUUGAACUCUGUCAAUGGUUUACUCCUAUGUGGACCAAACGGUGUUGAGAAAUUGUGUUCGGUUUAGCUUCAAGGGUCCCAUUAGAGACUUUUAGGUUGUCCCCACAGCAAGUAUGUGGAGUUUUUAAAGAAAUAAACAUUAUUUUUUGAGUAUAAUGGUGGAUCACGGUUUAGAGAGGAAGUGGUUUUAGCUGUGGGAAGUGUUUCAAGUGCAUGAAACAUGUAGAUUUGGAUGAUUAGUGUGACUUUUAUAUGCAUUACUCAGAGAUAGUGUGUAGGAUCUGUUUGAAUGAAGCUACCCAAUCCAUAGUGUAAUGUGUAUUACUCGUAUGCAUAUUGUAACUGUAUGUUUUUUUUUAUUUUAUAAGAAUGUAGUUUUUUUUUUUGUUUGUUUUUUUCCAUAGGUCUGACUGUCAGUUUUUAAAAGGGAAGACCAAGUAGGUCUAAAAUAUAAAGGGUUUUGGUGAGGCCCAAAAAUGGUUUCUAGGUUUUCAAAAGUCGGUUUCCAAGGAAUCAGUUAAAGAGACGUUUUUAAACAUACAAUGCAUAUUUUAUUUGUCAGUUUUUUGUGUAAAAACAACUGGACAUCCUAAAACGGGGCAGCUCUUUCAAAAUAUACUUGUUCUUGGUUCUUUAGAGACCACAGUAUAGAGAAAGUGUUUUUUAUGUCCUAAAAAAAGAUGCAGUAUCUUUCUUUCCUGUUUUCAUUAGCUUUUUAUAUAAAAACUCAGUGGUGUGGGUGUGUGUAUAUAUAUACAUAAUAUGGCCAGCUCCCUGGACAUGGAUUAAAACUAGUCCUGGGCUAAUUUGCACUAGUGUUGGCAGUUGUCCUUUUUAGUUGUCUAUGCAAGGGAAACUGGCUUAGAUUAUAUUUAAAAAAAUAAUAUAAUAGAAAGUGCUUUAAGUUUAAACAAUAUUCGUCCAAUUUUCCCAGUAGUGUAUCCUAGAUACAUCUUUAAUGGGUGAAGGUCUCAUCAGUAUAGUCAUAGGUAGCAUUGCAUAUAUCUCUGUUUGAACCAAUGUUUUCAUAUUAUAUUUUGGCAUAGUUUACAGAAAACAGUUAAUUGUGCCAAUAACUUACUAAUAUACUGAGUAUUUGUUCCUUUCUGGGUUUUUUUUUUACCUUUUUGAAUUAAUUACUUUUUUGUGACUUUAUUUUCUAGUUUUCAGUUUAGCGAAAGGAAAAGGUGCAAAACUGCUGUCUGUAAAAGAGAUCUAGCAAAAUAGACAUGGCAUUUAUGAAUCCAAUUUUUUGUUUUGUUUCGUUUCGUUGUUUGUUUAGGGCAUGUGAUUUCAUGUCUCCGAUUUCAUUGUUCCCUGAAUUAUUAUAGCUUCUGAUUUAUAGUUCUAAACUUAUACAUAUAGGAAAUUGCGUUGCAAUGUCAAAUAAAACUAAUUUUCCAUAAUAAC
This is a messenger RNA of Sinocyclocheilus anshuiensis, 4382 nucleotides long. RefSeq names its product cytosolic purine 5'-nucleotidase-like. NCBI's taxonomy places the organism in Eukaryota, Metazoa, Chordata, Actinopteri, Cypriniformes, Cyprinidae. The record is from RefSeq and is a predicted model, not a curated record. Gene Ontology annotation, molecular function: 5'-nucleotidase activity. Bases 47 to 1783 code for a protein of 578 amino acids. The transcript has 18 exons.